Messenger RNA from Zygotorulaspora mrakii, 1146 nucleotides. It is a transcript of the gene PEX13, whose product is annotated as peroxin PEX13. The transcript has a single exon. Bases 1 to 1146 code for a protein of 381 amino acids. Gene Ontology annotation, cellular component: peroxisomal membrane; peroxisome; peroxisomal importomer complex. Gene Ontology annotation, biological process: protein import into peroxisome matrix, docking. Lineage: Eukaryota; Fungi; Ascomycota; Saccharomycetes; Saccharomycetales; Saccharomycetaceae. The record is from RefSeq and is a predicted model, not a curated record. Gene Ontology annotation, molecular function: protein binding.
AUGUCAACGAACUCAAAACCUCGGCCUAAACCGUGGGAAGCUAACCAACCCCUGCAUGAUUCAAGCGCCCUCGCAGACGAUGUAUCUAUGACUAAGAGAACAAAGAGCAUUGAUGAAACCAGUUCUGGGCAAAAUAUUUCUCUAGAAGUGCCGCCAAGACCAACUAGUCUGAAUUCUGAUCCGAUAAAUGAAAUAAAUAACAACGCAUACCGAAAUCCUCACUUUGGUAGUAAUCUCUACGGUAACACGAUGUCUGGGAGUGGCCCGUACGGAGCAGGAAGUAUGUUCAGUGGUGGAUAUGGAUCCAUGUAUGGCGGAUAUGGGUCUAUGUAUGGAGGAGGAUAUGGCUCGCUACUCGGGAAUGGAUAUGGAGGUGGCUAUCUGAACCCUGGAGCACCAGGAGGAGGAGCAACAGGCUUUGGCGAAUCUACGCAGGCGACUUUCCAGCUUAUAGAAAGCCUAAUAGGAGCUGUCGCUGGGUUCGCACAGAUGCUAGAGUCCACCUAUAUGGCUACGCAUAACUCAUUUUUUAGCAUGAUUUCUGUUGCAGAGCAAUUUUCAUACUUGAAAGAAGUAUUAGGUUCAUUCUUUGGUAUAUUUGCAAUGAUGAAAUUUUUAAGAAGAAUACUACAUUACGUUACUCGUGGCAGAUUGGGAAUAGCUCCAAAGUAUUCACAUGAUAAAAACAAGGCUGGUAAGGAUUCAGAUGGUUCCCUGUUAAUUGAAGAGUUUGAAAAAUUCAAUUCAAAUGGAAACUCUGAGAGCAAAAAAAGGAAGAAGCUCUCGUGGAAACCAUUGAUUUUAUUCCUAGCAGCAGUAUUUGGAUUUCCAUAUAUAUUGAAUAAAUUCAUAUACACAGUUCAGAAUUCUCAGAAUGCUAGAACAGGCAGAAUUACCUCACAACAAGUGGAUCCCUCAAAGUUAGAAUUCGCAAGAGCUUUGUACGAUUUUACGCCGGAGAAUCCUCAAAUUGAGGCAACCUUGAAAAAGGGCGAUUUAAUGGCAAUCAUUAGUAAACAGGAUCCAGCGGGACAGGACUCGGAAUGGUGGAAGGUAAGGACUAAACAGGGGAUUACAGGCUAUGUUCCUUACAAUUAUAUCGAAAUAAUAAAAAGACAAAAGAAAAUUGAGGACGUUUCUGAAUGA